AUGUCUGUCACACUACACACAACACACGGCGACCUGAAGAUUGAAAUCUUUUGCGAAAGUGUGCCAAAAACAGCAGAGAACUUCCUCGCCCUCUGCGCCUCGCACUACUACGACUCCUCCCCCUUCCACCGACUCAUCCCAAAGUUCAUGGCCCAGACCGGCGGCCCCGCCGAGCCGACCCCCGAGAACCCCAAGGGCGGCCGCUCCAUCUGGGGCGGCGCCUUCGAGGACGAGAUCCGCCCGGCCCUGAAGCACUCCUCGCGCGGCAUCGUCUCCAUGGCCAACAAGGGCCCCAGCACCAACGGCUCUCAGUUCUUCAUCCUCUUCGACAAGGCGCCGCAUCUGGACGGGCUGAACACCGUGUUCGGCAGGCUCAUUGGUGACGACAGCACGGUCACGCUCGCCAAGAUUGAGGCCGUCGAGGUGGACAGGAAGAACCGACCCAAGGAGCCGGUGAAGAUCGAGAGUGUCACCAUCCACGCGAACCCGCUUGCUGGUUGA
This is a messenger RNA of Colletotrichum aenigma, 501 nucleotides long. RefSeq names its product Peptidyl-prolyl cis-trans isomerase-like 3 (gene CYP10). The record is from RefSeq and is a predicted model, not a curated record. Lineage: Eukaryota; Fungi; Ascomycota; Sordariomycetes; Glomerellales; Glomerellaceae. Gene Ontology annotation, cellular component: catalytic step 2 spliceosome. Gene Ontology annotation, biological process: protein folding; protein peptidyl-prolyl isomerization. Bases 1 to 501 code for a protein of 166 amino acids. Gene Ontology annotation, molecular function: peptidyl-prolyl cis-trans isomerase activity. The transcript is spliced from 2 exons.